Xiphias gladius (swordfish) is the source of this 15292-nucleotide messenger RNA. RefSeq names its product Snf2-related CREBBP activator protein. Gene Ontology annotation, molecular function: ATP-dependent chromatin remodeler activity; ATP binding; DNA binding. The record is from RefSeq and is a predicted model, not a curated record. NCBI's taxonomy places the organism in Eukaryota, Metazoa, Chordata, Actinopteri, Istiophoriformes, Xiphiidae. Gene Ontology annotation, cellular component: Swr1 complex. The coding region runs from base 580 to 13875 and encodes 4431 amino acids. The transcript has 33 exons.
CGGUGUUCAGUACUUUGUCAGCAGCAAGCAGCGUUCUUCCACCAUUUCGUUGCGUAAAGUCUCCUCCCGCGACCGCUACAUUCUGGGGUGAAAGCCAGUCUCUCCCGGUCCGUAUUUUAGCUUCUUCCCACAGACCUAGUGGUACCUCGUUGGGUACCGGGAGACAGUUUGGAUUACUGGCAUCACGGAUUGAGUGCGAUUUUACGCGGAUGACGACUCCUUCAACGAGAAUUUAGUAAAAGAAAAUUGGUCGGAAAUUUCAGAAUAUGUGGAAGGGACCCUAAUUUCAGCAUCCUGGAAGUAGAAAGCACAGAAGAUCUGUGUCUCACACCACAGACAGGUGCAGUGUGUAGCCGGGGCAGCACAGAGGAAGGAAGCUCUGGGGAGGAGGCGGUGCGGCAGCGUGCCUCUCCGGCUGUGGAUUUGCUGGGUGGCAACCCCCAGGCUGCACAGAAUGUGGCUGGGGAGUCACCUCGGCAUGCCCCGCAGCCGGUCGCAGCUGCCCCCCGCCCAGUCCCUCCGUUCACCAAUCCGUCCACUGUGCCAUUGCCGGAGAGCAACGACUCAACACUCCUCGGCAUGGAGAACGCCCCUCCAACAUCAUUGCCUGAGGCUCUCCCGAUCAGCGGCGACUCUAAGGACAGUGUCUCAGAGGAAGUCCCUGCUGAGGAGAGAAUUGCCGAAGUUGUUGGAGUUGCGAGAUCCUUGCCAACAUCCCUUACCGAGGACUGUAGUUCCUCUGCUGAGAUGCAAAGGCUUCCAGUUCCCUUUUGUCCUCCUCUCUCCUCAGAUACACAGAUUGACAGCACAGUGCAAGAGCUGCAAUACGGGUUACAAACUGAUAAAGAGAAAAGCUGCUCAAAUAGUGAGACGAAUCAGCCACUUAGAGAAGGUGCUGGACUUGUGGUUAUUACGGGGACAGAGGAGAAACAGUCCGUUAGAUUGGAAUAUAAAUCAGAGACUGGAACAAACAUGGAACUUGUUGGAAAAGAGCAGACAGGUGGAAAUAUUUUCCCACAAUCCCUAUCUCAGAUCUGUUUCACAGCCUCAUCUCCCUCUGUCCCACAAUCAGGUGUUGGUUUUAAACUCCAAGACACCACAGAACAUGGAGCUAUGGAACAGUCUGACAGGGACUCACUUGUCCACGCAAAUCAAGGCAGCCAUAUACCUCCGUCAGGUGUUGCGGAGCAAGCAGAUUGUCACCAGGACUCAAUAUCGUCUCCGCUCCCUUUACCCUCUUCUGACAGUAGUGAGAUUAAACAAACGGACCUGUCAAAAACACAACCUAAAAUCAUCAAGGAGAUCUCAAAUGAUGCCAGAGAAAUACCGAAAGCAAAUUCUUUGGAAUCGCUUGAGACCGUUGAGCAUGUUAAAGCGGUUGUUGAAACUUCUCACAGAGAAACACAACCUCCUUCAGCUCAAAUACUUGCAACCUCAAAAGAAAGAGAAACACUUCAUGGACUAUAUACUUCUGGAAAAGGGAGAGCAAUGUCCAGCAACACACCUGACAGAGAAGAUGGCAACAUCCAGAGGAGCUGUGAUGCCCUGGGGGGAGAUCAGGUGGAGAGUAGUGCAAGGGAAGAAAAAACUGACAUGGCCACCUCCUCGUCUGACGUCACAAUGCUGCCAGAGUGCUCCUCCACACAGGAGCGUUCCCCCAAACCCUCUGCUGCCCCUUCUCCGUUUGACACAGGCAUAGUCAGCUCACUACAGGCGGCGCAGGUUGUUGAAGCAGAAACAUCUCAUCCCUCAGAUCCCAUCCCCACAACAGAGACGCCACUGUUUGCCGAGCUUUCCGAUGCUCAAGAAAUUGUGGUUGUCAGACAGGAGGGUCAUAUCAGUGAGGACUGGUCUAACAUGCACCUGAAUCAGAGUUACCUCCUACAACGAGAGGAUGGUAGUGUCUGUGAAGCUGCCAUCGUUAACGAACUGAGUUCUGAACUUUCUACCGGGGAACCAAAGCUGUAUGAAGAAAGGGUUCAGUCUGAAAUGGAGCUAGAUUCACAACCGGUGGAAGUGUAUGAGUUUUCCAGCCUGGUGGAGGAGGUUGCUGAGGAAACGGUGUGCGCCACUAGUAGUGCACAGAUACCUCACUCUCCAGGAUAUGAGAUUAACCUAUUCAAUGCAUUAAUAGAAAACUCUGAGGAGUAUACUGUCAAACAGGACCUAGAGAUGCACCUUGGACCAUCUAUUCACACAAUUAAUGAAAGUGACACUGUCAUAAUUUCCCAGCAGCCCUUGCAUUCAUUACCUGAUGCAAAUCAAAUACAGGCUCGCUCUAACAAUAAUUCUCAUAAUUUGUCCAUACAAAACACAAGGGUAGCUGCUGUCGCACAGCAUUUGGUGUUAGAUACUAACCAAGCUGUUCAAGUGGCAAACUCAAGUGAGGUUUGUUUAGUUGAAGUAGCUGCUGUUACAUCUGACUCAUUCACUGUUGAACAGACAGGCACCAGCACACAAAUUAUGACAACUUGUUCACAGGUCAGUGCAGCAGUCUCAGACCAAACGGAGGUGAGUGAUUCUCUCGUAAUUCAAACAGCUCCCCAAAAACAGGAAGCAGAAGCAACAGCUGGUUCAUUAUCUCUCAUAUCCCCAGUGGUUACUGGUGAGGGCAUAGGGAUGCAAUCGUCCGUUGCUGUUUCAGUACACGUCUCUCAUGUAGAAAAUCAGCCCUCUCUAAUUCAGACCCCAGGAGUCACUGUUGUAAGUGCCACAAAGCCUGAGGCCUGUGUUUCCUCUCAUGGAGGGACCAAAGAAACCCCUGCUUUGACUGAGACUCCGUCACAACAUAUUCAGAAUGUUGCGGUUCCUACAGAAACCAAACCAGAGGCUUUCCACACCACUCACUCCUCUAGUAUAUUAAAUUCAAAGCUGCUCCUCCUCAAACCGGGAGAAACUCCUAUCCUGAAACACCCACCCUCCCUUUUGGCACAGGUGUCCAAGCAACAGAAUGCGGUCGACAAGCUGGCCAAUGCCCACAGCUCUUGGUCUGGCACAGUGACUGGGGAGUGCCUUCCCCAAACUGUCUCAGCAGCAGACUCUUUAUGUUCGUCUAUGGCUCUUAGCAGCCAGAAAGAUCAAGCGCAGUGUUCCAUAAAUAAAACUUCUGUGACAGCAGCUCUGCCUCUCAAGGUGCAGCCGCCUACUGUGAGCGGUAACAUCACACUUCACUUUGACCAGACUGCAUCUGUCACUUCCACAAGCAAAUCUGACAAAGAGGCCUUAACUGUUACUAAAACUUCAACAAGUGAAGCUGUGUCCCAAGAUGUUUGCGCACCUACCAGUGCCACCCCACCUGCAAUCCCUCACACCCUUCACGUGCUCAAAGUGUCGGUGGAAAGGGAAGGUAUGGCAUCCACCAGUCCUGAUGACCCCAUCAGCCAACCCGACUCCCUCUAUGUGGAGGACGAGAGCGAGGACAUGGAGCAGGAUGAACCAACGGGAGAAACUGAGGCUCAGGAGGUCACGUCAGGGCAGGUUAGCAGUCCAGAGGAAGGCAGUGAUGACGAACAUGACGCUGACAAAACAGAAAGCGAAAUGACUACACCCAGCUCGCCACACAAGGUACGGCAGUGGAUCGCAGACAGGGUCUCCGUGAACUCAUCUCCUGUCUCACCCUCCACCUCCUCUUCCUACCCCGGUCCCUCACCCGCCAGGGAUUGGUCCACACAACGACGGGAGAGGUCCUCACCUCUCAGGGGUCCCCAUGGCAAGUUCGUUUCUCCGUCCUCUGUCGGCUACAAUUCAUCCUCUUUCCCUCCUGAUCAGACCACUCCUCAGCGACCCCGCGGAGAGCGUCACACAGACAUGGCAGAGCUCGCUAAACAUGAAGCAGACAUUGAGCAUCGGACCCAGGCACUGAAGCGAGAGGGCUUCUGGUCAAUGAAGCGUCUCACCCGCCUGACAGAGCCGCCGCGACCCAAAGUUCACUGGGACUACCUGUGUGAGGAGAUGCAGUGGCUCUCUGCUGAUUUUGCCCAGGAGAGGCGGUGGAAGAGAGGGGUGGCUAGAAAGGUGGUACGAAUGGUGAUGCGACAUCAUGAGGACCUUAGGCAAAAAGAAGAAAAAGCCAAGAGAGAUGAGCACGCUAAAAUCAGAAGAGUUGCCUCUUCUAUCGCCAAGGAAGUCCGGGCUUUCUGGAGCAGUGUUGAGAAGGUGGUGCAGUACAAGCAGCAGUCCAGAUUGGAAGAAAAGAGGAAAAAGGCUCUGGACCUUCAGCUGGACUUCAUUGUUGGCCAGACAGAGAAAUAUUCAGACCUCCUCAGCAAGUCACUCGCACCCACCAGGCCUGCUGAAACUGUCCCCCUGACUCCUCAGAAAUCUCUGCCACCUCCUAUUGAUGAGGAUGACAGGGACUUUGAGCCUCCAUGUGAGGAGGAGGAUGAUGAGGAGACGAUAGAGGUGGAGGAGCAGCAGGAGGGCAAUGAUGCUGAGAGCCAUCGGAGGGAGAUUGAACUGCUGAAGGAGGAGGGCAUGCUGCCCCUGGACCAGUUACUCAGCACCCUCAAACUGCCACAGGACUCCGGCUCAGAGGAAGAAUCCUCUGAUGAAACCUCUUCAUCAGUGGAGGAGGAAGAGGAAGACGGGGAAUUCACUGCCAAUGAAGAGGACGCUGAGGACGAGGAGGACACGAUAGCAGCACAGGAGAAGGUGGAAGGAAAUGUGGAUCAUGCGGAGGAACUGGAUGACUUAGCCAAAGAAGGUGAUAUGAGUAUUGAGGAGUUGCUGGAGAAGUACAAAGGAGCUUAUGCCUCAGACUUUGAGGCACCUUCUGCAUCUGGCUCUAAAGCAAGCUCUGAUUCUGAGGUGUCUGGGGAUGAGGAGGAGGAGACUGAAGAAGAUGAGAGUGACGUGGAAAGCAACACCUCCUCCUCAGAUUCACCUGGAGACAGUGCAGAGGAUGAUGACAGUGAGAAGGAUGAAGAGGAGAGUGAGAAAGAAGAGGAUGAUGAUGACUGUGGAGAUGAAGGGAUGGAGGUCUUGCUUAAGGAAGGAGACCACACCCCACCUUCCUCUAGCUCACGGCCAAAGAAAGAAAUCAGCCAUAUUGCUGCUACUGCAGAGAGCCUGCAGCCUAAAGGCUACACUUUGGCGACUACAAAGGUCAAGACCCCCAUCCCAUUCCUGCUUCACGGCACGUUACGAGAAUACCAGCACAUUGGACUCGACUGGUUGGUCACCAUGUAUGAGAAAAAGCUAAAUGGCAUUCUGGCUGAUGAGAUGGGUCUGGGAAAGACCAUCCAGACUAUCGCUCUGCUAGCUCACCUCGCCUGUGAAAAAGGUAACUGGGGCCCUCACCUCAUCAUUGUUCCCACCAGUGUGAUGUUGAACUGGGAGAUGGAGCUGAAGCGCUGGUGUCCUGGGUUUAAAAUCCUCACCUACUUUGGCAGCCAAAAAGAGAGAAAGCUAAAGAGACAGGGCUGGACGAAGCCUAAUGCUUUCCAUGUGUGCAUCACUUCGUACAAGCUGGUGCUGCAGGAUCACCAGGCCUUUCGACGCAAGUCUUGGCGGUACCUGAUUCUUGACGAGGCUCAAAAUAUCAAGAAUUUCAAGUCCCAGCGCUGGCAGAGCCUGCUGAACUUCAACAGCCACCGGCGACUGCUUCUGACAGGAACUCCUCUGCAGAACAGCCUGAUGGAGCUGUGGUCUCUGAUGCACUUCCUCAUGCCCCACGUCUUCCAGUCCCACCGCGAGUUCAAAGAGUGGUUCUCCAACCCGCUGACAGGAAUGAUCGAGGGCAGUCAGGAGUACAAUGAGGGCCUGGUCAAAAGGCUGCACAAGGUGCUGAGGCCAUUCCUGCUCAGGAGGAUCAAGGCUGAUGUUGAGAAGCAGAUGCCCAAGAAAUAUGAGCAUGUGGUGCGCUGUCGGCUCUCCAAGAGACAACGAUUCCUCUACGACGACUUCAUGGCACAGGCCUCGACCCGGGAAACCCUGGCCAGCGGUCACUUCAUGUCUGUGAUUAACAUCCUCAUGCAACUCCGCAAAGUGUGCAACCACCCCAACCUGUUUGACCCUCGACCCAUCCAGUCUCCCUUCAUCACGCAGCCCAUUGUUUUCCACACAGCCUCCCUGGUGCAGGAUGCCCUGGAGGUCUUUCCUUUGAAGCGCUGCGACCUGUCGAUGUUUGACCUUGUUGGUGUGGAGAGCCGUGUGUCCCGGUACCAGGCGGACGUCUUCCUGCCUCGCCACAAGGUCAGCCGCCAACUAAUCCAGGAGAUCGUGGAGGCCCCUGAACCCCCUCCGAGACCCAGACCAGUACGCAUGAAGGUCAACAGGAUGUUCCAGCAGCCUCCGAAAGGUGAUAAUAGACCCGUCUUGCUGAUGAACAAACCUACAUGCUCCGUGCCCCCUGCAGCUCAGAUCCCCAAACCUCUUCCAGCAACUGAAAUCUCUUCAGCUCCUGCAGCUGCUCCUGUAGUUCAACAAGUGGUGUGUUCAGUGGCAUCCGCCCCCCCUCCCCGCCCGUCCACGCAUCCCGCAGCUCAAACUGCAGUGAGAUCCAGCGUGCCUAAGCCGGUGCUAACCGUACGGCCUCCCACUGCUCCCUGCACCGCCAGCAUUCCUGCUCAUCCCAGUCCAAACCCCAGCAGCGUCAUGCCCCAGAGGGUCCUGCUCAGUCCAGAUAUGCAAGCCAGGUUGCCUUCUGGUGAGGUGGUGAGCAUAGCCCACCUUGCCUCCUUGGCGGGGCGACCUGUGUCGUCAUGUCAGGGCAGUAAACCCGUCACCUUCCAGCUCCAGGGCAACAAGCUGACUCUGUCCGGAGCCCAGAUCCACCAAGUCCCGGCAGUUCCUCCACGCCCCGUUCAAGGAAAUGUGAUGCACCUGGUGUCCAGUGGGAUUCAGCACCACCUCAUCAGCCAGCCUGCCCAGGUGGCUGUCCAGAGCACAGUCAACACACACCCUGCAAACACCUCCUCUACUGCUCCCCCUGCGACUCGCCUGUCUCAUAAUGCCUCCUCGCAAGUGACCUCCUCCAUGGGGGGCAGCCCUGGCGUCGUGAAGAUCGUUGUGCGCCAGUCAGCAGGCAAGGAGGGCGGGCCUGUGCCCACCCUGGCAGUGGCCCCUUCCCCUCGUGUCGCUCCUCAGGCAUCCCCUUCCCUGCACACCCACGCCAACACAACCCCUGUCAGAAACACUGCUCCACUGCAAAUUGCCCAGCGCACCCCUGGUCCCGCUACUGCCCACUACACCAUAGCUCCUCCCAGAAACCCUAGCUCAACCCUGAACCAGCCCCAACCCCCUCGUCCUGUCCUCAAAGUAGUGCAGCCUCCUCCAUCAAGCACAGAGCAGCUAGCUCAAGCUCUGGUGACCACCGUGUCCUCUAUGUUCAAGUCUUCAACGACACCACGCGACAGCAGCAGCAGCAGCAGCAGUCAAACCCCGGGUAGCAUGAAGUCGAGGCCCAGUGCAGGGACAAAAGCCUACCCUCCACCCAGGAAAGUGCCUCGCCCACCUCCUCGAUCUCCUUUCUACAUGUCAUGGCUGGCAGAUAGCCAUAAACAGCAGCACGACAGCCAGCUGGACUUCAUCAUUCGAGUCAACGAACACCACUGUGGAGCAAAGCCCGUGUACGGCCAGGAGGUUCUGGACUUUCUGACUUUUCUCCCCGGUCCCCGUCCCUCCCCAGCCGCGCUGAGCUCGCAGGGGGAGUGGGGCCGAUCGGGUCACGGCAGCUGUCUGUUCGCACAGUGGCAAAACAAGUAUGACUACUGGUUUCAGAGUCACGCUGUCAGAGAGGCCAUCCACAGCAUUGAGGAGAGGCUGCAGCUGCUCACUGACAUCGUAGACAGGUUUACGUUCGUGAUUCCCCCUGUAGAGGCUCCUCCGAUCUCCAUGCACUGCUGCCAUCCUCCUCCCUCUCUGAGCCACAAGCAGGCAGUCUUCUCCUCCAUGCUCUCAACUCAAGUCGCUCCGCUCACCCGCAGCCUCCAUCGUAUCCAGUGUAACAUGAGGACCCAGUUCCCAGACCUGAGGCUCAUACAGUACGAUUGUGGAAAGCUUCAGACGCUCCACACCUUGCUGCGAAAGCUGAAGACAGGAGGCCACAGGGUGCUGAUCUUCACUCAGAUGACGCGUAUGCUAGAUGUGCUGGAGCAGUUCCUCAACUACCACGGACACAUCUACCUCCGCCUGGAUGGCAGCACCCGCGUGGAACAGAGACAGGCCCUCAUGGAGCGCUUCAACGCAGACCGUCGCAUCUUCUGCUUCAUUUUGUCAACUCGCAGUGGAGGUGUAGGGGUGAACCUGACCGGGGCCGACACUGUAGUUUUCUACGACAGUGACUGGAACCCCACCAUGGACGCCCAGGCACAGGACCGUUGCCAUCGCAUUGGCCAGACCCGAGACGUCCACAUCUACAGGCUGAUCAGUGAGCGCACAGUGGAGGAGAACAUUUUAAAGAAAGCCAACCAGAAGAGGAUGCUGGGAGACAUGGCCAUUGAAGGAGGAAACUUCACCACUGCCUUCUUUAAACAGCAAACCAUCCGAGAGCUGUUUGAUGUGAACGACGGAGAGAAACGAGAGGUGGCAGUGGAGCUAUCAGUGCCCCAAGCUGAGGAGGAGGAAGCUGUCAACAAACAGAGCACCACCAUUCUGGAGCAGGCCCUGUGCCGCGCCGAGGACGAGGAGGACAUCGUAGCAGCCUCUCAGGCCAAAGCCGAGCAGGUGGCAGAACUGGCGGAGUUCAAUGAGAACAUACCGCUGGAUGACGGAGGGGAACAGGAGGAAGUGGAGGAGCUCUCUAAGGCUGAGCAGGAAAUAGCUGCUCUGGUAGAGCAGCUCACUCCCAUUGAACGCUACGCCAUGAACUUUUUGGAAGCCUCAUUAGAAGAUGUUUGCAAAGAGGAGUUGAAGCAAGCUGAGGAGCAAGUAGAGGCUGCCAGGAAGGGCCUGGACCAGGCCAAGGAGGAGGGCCUCAAGCUUCACGCUUCAUCUGAUGACGACGACGAUGACUUUUUGUCACCACCAGCUUCAGUGGAGCCCACUCAGCCAGCUCCAGCGCGCCGUGGCCGUAAACCCAAGGACAAGGACAAAGACAAAGACAAGGAAAAGGACAAGGACAAGACUGUCACCUCUACAAGGACAAGUGGUCGGCUUCGUGGGGCCUCGCCGGAAACUGACCCUGAGCCUACGACCCCUAGAGAAGUGCCUGAAAGACUCCGCCUUGGUCUGAGAGGACGAGGAGCUGCCAAAGACACUGGUACUGUGUCUACCACCCCGUCCCGCACAGACAAUCUGAAAACAUCCUCAUCAACAAAGCUCCAAGACUCCACCAAAUCUUCAAAAGCUUCAUCACCCGCCAGAGAUACCCAGACCAACAAAACCAGGGCUCUACCAAACCGCUCCCUUCCCAGUCCAGUGCCUUCCCCUCCUACAACCUCUCCCCCGGGAGGGAAACAGUGUGUUGUGGAAACUGAUGGCAAGAGCUCCAAAGCAGGCAGAGAGGAGAAGGAGGGGGAGAAUGAGAGGAGGGUGUCUGAGUCAUCGGUUGAAUCCAGCUGCCCAGUGGACCAUCAGACAAAAGAUGAUGAUAGCAAAGACCACAGCGCCAUGUCUCCUCCCUCCACCAGCUCCAGAUCACCUCGCAAGCGUCAGUCAGCAGAUGGUGAAGUCCUGCGGGGCCUGGUUGAAGACUCCCCAUCAGCGAAGGUCUUGCGGAAGCUUCCAGGGAGGCUUGUCACAGUGGUGGAGGAGAAGGAGCCCAAGAGGAGGCGGCGACGUGGAAGCGGCACUGGUGGUGGAGGUUCUUCAGAAGAGGCAACAGUGGAGGAGAACACUGCUGGAUUUGUCGAUGAACCGAACAAAGACAAUACACCACCAAGCCCUGAAAGCAAACCUAAAGGGACUGUUACUAAACCCCUUCAGGACCAAGACUCUACCCCGAAUCCCUCUGUGCACCCACAGCCUGUCAGAGGUUAUCCUCCGUAUUCCCCACCCCAUCUUUCUCCUGACAUGCCUGUGCUGAGAAACCUUCCUGUCCGGCGCAGGUUGGAAACUGAAUCUCGCAUGGCUGCUCAGCUGGGAGAGCAACAGCAACAUCUAGGUAGGGGGCGGGGAGGAAACCAGUCCAGGAAAACAGACACACCACCAGGCAAAGAUGCCACUUCAGCCUCUACAGAGUCCAGUAUGAAUUCUCUUGUGGCACCUUUGAAAAGAAAGAGGGGCCGGCCCCCUAAGACUCCCCCUAGUUUACCUGAGCCUGACAACACAGUGACUCCUUCCCCACAGCCCACCUCGCCAAGUGAGGAGGGAAACCCCUCUCUCUCCCCAAAACGUAAGAGGGGUCGUCCCCGCAAAGACUCCACAACCAUGCCAGAUGCUUUUAUUGAUGGGCAGAACUCUAAAAAAGAGAUGACCUCUACUGAUGUGUCUGGUUUAUCAAAAACCGAUGCUAGCAAAGAGCCACCAGCACCAUCUCCUCACAAGUCGAAGACCCCUAUAGCUGCUGUUGUUGGCACAAGUCAGGACUCCCUGUCUGCCACAGCUGAGGAAUCCGACACUAAGACUGAGGUUUCACCCCCAGUUUCAGCCCCUGCUCCAAAGCCAGUGCAAGCCUCCACAUCAAAAACAAGUGAAGCCUCCACACCAGUCCCCGUUUCAGUCCAAGCAUCACAUGCACCUGCAACCCAGGUGACCUUGCCCAUUCCUGUGGCUGCCUCUACAUCAGCCUCAACCCAAGUCGUUAGUUCAGCUCCAGCUACAGUUCCAAGCUCAGACACAUCAACCCAUGUUUCUUCUGCAUCCUCUCUCACACCUUCCACAUCUGCCACUAUCCCAGCAACUGCUACCCCCACUACCACAACUCCACUGCCACCUACCAGCACUGUCUCAACAUCUCUUCCAGGUGUAAAACCAACACCUCUCGCUUCUACAGCUCCUGUAGAGCCAAAACCUUCAGCUUCUACAACUGUGCAAACAACGGGACCAGACACUGCCAAAACCACUACAGUUCCCACACCAGUUGAUACCACACCACCCAAUUCACCAUGCACCAGUGCUGUCGAAGCAGUUCCAACAUCUGUCCCUUCCACACAGAUCACAAUAGGUACUACCAUAAUAUCAAAAACAGUAAGUGUCACACCAGCAGUCACCACUACAGUGAAAACAGUCACAACAAAUAAAACUACUGUUGCAAAGGACUUUCCACAAGCCUCUGCGCUGCCACCUAUGUCUACUACAGCUACCGUAACAUCUGUCCCAGCUGCCAGUUAUUCAAGCCCAGCUAGAGCUUCACCAAAACAAACCUCAACGUCUUCCCCCACUACAGCAACAAAUAUGACAACAGCUACAUCAAAAACAGUCCAAGCUUGUCCAUCAAACUCAAAAACAACUCUGACAACGACUCCAGCAAAAACAAUGCAAGCAAAUCCAUCAAACCCAACAACAAUUAUGACAACUCCAGUAAGACCAGUGCAAACAAAUCCAUUAAACACAAGUUCUACUACAGUCCCAACAACAUGCCCAGCCACGUCUUGCAAUGCUUCUACGACACCAUCAGUAACAUCAGUCACCACAUCUUCUGCAAAUACAGCUCCAUCAAGGACUAAUGUAACAACCACCAAUGUCCCUACCAAACCAGUGCAAACAGUGCAAGAGGUUACACAGGCAAAAGUAACAACAGUGGCUGUCAAGUCCCCAGCAGUAUCUCCUGCUGAACCUAGUCCACUCUGCACUCCGUCCCCAGCUACGUCUGCCAGCGUUACCACAACCGCAGAAGCAAAGAUGGUUGCAGUAACUUUGUCACACCCAACAGGAGUCAAAGUAACAACACCGGCAGCAGCCCUUUCCAAAGAGCCCCCUUCAGCUUCAGCUACCCCUGCCACAACUGCAGAAAAGACUGUCAAGAUCCCACCCCCAGUAACAACUUCCAUAGAUGCUACACCAGCUCCACAAACAGUUACCACAACUACAUCAUCCACAGAAAAGUCCGUUACAGUUGCCAAAACAAACACUAUUGCAACUACCCAAGUAUCCAUUGCCACAGCCUCUCCUGUGCCGGUAGCAGCAACCACAGCAGGUUCAACCAAAACAGCCCCUCCUGUGUCCACCCCUCAAACAUCUGCAGUCAUUUCCCCCAAAGUACAAAACUCUGCAUCCACAGGUGUUUCCCCAGAGGUGUCCACACCAGCCCAGACGCAGUCCUUGCCCCAGAUACCCACAUCUGCUCCUUCUAGUGUUUCAUCUGAGAAGCAAUCGAUAGAGUCGAAACAUGAAGUUUCUGCAUCUAAAACUGACUCAGAAACAGUGACAAAAAUGGAAGUAAAUGCUGUGGAGGCUCAAGAGAGGACCAGCAAGGAGGAGGAUGACAAAAAAAUGGAGAUCUGUAAGACUCCUAAAAGGAGAAAGGUGGAGAGUUCCUCUGAGACCAAAGACUUGGAGCCAGGAAGGGAGGACGCAGGCGGAGAAGCAAAGACAACCACCCCUUGGAAAGAAGAACCUAAGCAACAGGUGGUGGAGGAAAUUACUGAAGAUCAGAAACCCCCCAAACAGAAAAGGCCCCUUAGUCGCCAGAGUAGCCAGGAGUCAACUCGCUCUUCUUCACCAUCAUCAGGGGGCUCUACAGCAACCCUCACUCGUCAUGCUCACCACAAAAGGACGUAUGAAAACAGACAUCCUACCAAGAAGAGGCGAAUAGACGUCACCUCAGAAGCAGGGAAUGAGGAGACAGAGGAAGAGGCUGGGGAAGAGAAAGGGGAAGGCAGUGAAGAGGAGCUCACCACCACUACCUCUCGGAGGAGGCGUUCCAGGUCUUCCUCCUCCUCCUCAGACUCUGACAACAGCGAAAGCAGGAAGGAGCACCGGUUGACUCGUUCAGCCAAACGCAGGCUGCAAGAUCAGGAGAAGGAGAAGGGCAACAAACGGCCAGGAAAGAAACCUGCACGCGGCUCUGACAGAAAUGCAUCAAUCAAUGCCAACACCUCUACAGGUGGAGAAUCUGGCAGUGACACAUCUUCUGUCAGGAUCACCAGAAAGUCUGCGGGAUCUCAGCCACAAGACAGUAAAGCUCAGACAAACAGUGCCCCCUCGUUGCCUCCUGAGCCUGAAGUUCUGGGGAAGAGAUGUUCGGCACUCAAUGCAGCAGCCAAGCUUCUAGCAAUGAAAGGCAGAGUGGACACCCCUGGCCACACCAUGCGGAAAGACUCAGCGGCUAAGGCCACCGGGACUUCCCCUGCCUCCUCUUCUGACAAGAACCAAAAGCCUAAAAACAAAAGUGUACCAGCCUCUCCUCAGAAUAACUCUGUAACUCUUACUAAUAAUAAAAGCGGCAGCAACAAACCCUCAACACCCAAUCAGUUGAGCCGGUCUGCUUCCCGCUCCACCAGACAGUGCCCCGGUUCUCUGGUUCCACCCUUGGAAAUGGAGUAUAAGAGGUCUAAGCCAGAGGAAAAGGAGAGUGGAAGUAGGAAGUUUUCAAGGGGAAAGGAAGGUGAGGCUGAGGGCCGAUCUUCGUCCAGGGGCCACAGUGCCUGCAGCAGCAUGAGCAGUGACGGCGAGGGCGACGGUGGUGGACGCAGCAGCAGAAGUCGCAGCAGCAGCAACAGCAGCCAACGUACCCACAGCAUCAGCUCUCAAAACACAGAGCACAGAGAGUCCCGCUCCCGCGCCGCUUCCUCUGGCAGCGAGCGCGAGGGGGACCGCAGCUCAGAUCGGGCAAAGAGUAAAGACAAAAAAAAGAAGCAGGGCCACCCACAGGAGGGCCGAAAACACAGCAGGAGGUCUCAGAAGCCCUCGCAGGAGGUGACCAGCAGUUCAGGAACUGAGGGGACACCGGACAGGGUGCUGCGUAGCGUCACAGCACUUGCAGCGGUGCAGGCCAGGUCACCGGCCGCGAGCACCCGCUCCUCUUCUAGUCAGCAUCGUCACAACAAGACAUGAUCGGUGUGCCAAAGGGAAAAAACGGAAGCAAGAGUGUUGUUUCAGAGCACGAUACGAGAGCAUGUCAUGACCUCCAAGGUUACUGCUUUGUCUGCACUCUAAUAAAUGCAAGGGAUCUGAGUGCUGCACAAGCCAGGGACCUCCCUGCCUCUUGGGCCCUCUCCCUUUCCAAUUGGAGCUGGUCCCCUCACCAGCUCAGCUAUUGUCGGCUGGGGGAAGGCUCAGGGAAGCUGGACUGAGAGUAAAAAAUAUGGCGCCAUCAUUGUGCGUCCGUACACAGACAGAGAUGGAACAGUGGAUAAAUUCAACACUGGGACUUGAGGGGUACAAAGGUGCAAGAGGUAAUAAAGGCAAGUUGUUAGUUCACAUUAUGUACUGUAAUCAGUAAAGACUGGAACACUCAGAUCUUAUGUGUUAAAAUGGGAUUAUACAGCACCCUCUAUUAGGGUUACAAAUGAAAAGUCAUUUGUGUGACAUUAAACUUUUGAGUGACCAGUUGUAUUGUAAGUUGGAGGUUUUAGAAAGUUUGGUUUUCAAAAUUUGUCAGCUGUCCUGACUAUUGUUUCUUUGUAGUCAGUUGAUAAGUUAUGCAUAUGUUAUUAUUUCUUCCAGGGUAUUAGGAAGAGAACAGAUCUGUCAAUGUGAUCUUCGCUGCACUAUGCUGGAGCUUGUCUUGCUUGGGCCCCUUUUUUCAUGUCGAUUUCUGUUCAUUGGAUUCAUUUUUAAAUCCAGCCUUGUAUUUCUCAUUUGCACAUCUGAUAAUGUGGCCCUCGGCUUCUGAGCACAUUGUGGUCUGGUAAUUCGUUUUGACAUCAACUUCGGUGAAUUAAUUGGUUCCUAGUACCUCACGAUGUAUCUCUACAGUACGAAGAUGUAUUAACUGAAGUUGCAAAUUGUCUUCAAAGAUGUUACAUCUGUAGACACGAUCCAAAUCCUCCCAAAGGCAGUUAUUGUUAAAGUCCACUUUGUCAUGUAUUUAUAUUAAAAGGGCAAGUAAAUGUUAUCGAAAUUAAAGAGUGCCUCUUUGGCCAAAUGGGUUUGAACCUCAGUUUGCCUUGUGAAGCACCUGAAGCAGGGGUGUCGAGCUUCUCUCCGUAUUUAAAAAAAAACAAAACAAACAAAAAAAAAAAAGACAAAAAAAAAAAAAGACAAAAAAAAAAGAUACAACCCCCCCGCAAAACAUCCAAGAAAAGCACCCUGUGCAUCAGUGCUACCAAAUUCAUGUUUUAUUUUUCACCUGAAUUUUUUUGUCAGUCACUUCAUUGCUCUUCAUUCAUGUAGAAAAAAAUAAAAAAUAAAAAAAAAAUACUUGGACAAAAUAUGUGAAUAAAAUUACUGGUAUAGUUCCAGAUGACUGUAAAUUGUCGAUUUCCUUUUGGACUUGUCUAAACGAUUUUGAGCAAAGGUUAUAUUUGGA